AUGAAGGACAUUCAGUCCAAGUUGGAUCAAGUUGAAAAUCUUCAAAAAAAUCUUAAAGGAUUGACUGAAAAUGACAAUUGUAAAAACCUUUUAGAGAAUCUUUGCUCCGGCCUCGAAAAAUUUCUCGGCUUCGACUCUGCUUCCAAAGGCUACACAGGUCAGGGCAUUGUGUACUCCGACCUUGACAGGCUGUGUGACGGGGUGAUGGGAUUUUUGAACGGUGUGCUUGAGGGGGUGAAAGAUGAUGAAGCGGUUAAAACAUACAAAGAUCUAACUGAAAUUACAGAUUAUGUACAAAAAUCAAUUGGUAAAGGCUACGGUAUUGAAGGCUUUAGGAAUGCCGUAGCCAUGCUCCAAAAUGGACUGAUGUUUUAUCACGAGUCAUUUGAUACAUUAACAAGCAGUGUUACUAAUAAUCUAGAAAAGCUCAGCAGAAAUUUAAGUGGAGAUUAUAAAAGUGGAAUAAACGAUAAUCAAGAUAUUGUCAACCAGUUAUACUCCUGGAGAUCCACGAUCAAAACGAUACAAAGUAAUGUUAAAACCAUUGAAGUUGAAAAAACUUAUAAGCUCGAUAAUGUGUUGAAAAAAGAAAUAAAUGCUGAGUUAAAACCCGUAAAAAUGUUGGUUGAGCAUCUGAAAAGAGUUGCUGAAAAUACUGGUUUUGAGAGCAAGGUUAUGGCUGUGGAUAGUGAGUUUCGGAAUAAAGAAGAUCACGUCAGAGAACAAAUCAGGCAGCAAUCAGCAGUACUACAUGGCAGAUUGAAUAAUAAUUUCGAAGAAAUAAAUCGUAAAAUCCAUGUCAUCGGAAAAGUGCGUGAUGACGAGUUGGAACAUUUGUUAAAACUGAUGAGGGAGUUGGUUCAAAUUUCAGACUCAUCAUACAAAGCGGUAAAAAAGUUGGUAUUUGAAUAUGAGAAGAAUAUUGUCAAACAGUUAGGAGUCAUUGAUGUUAUGGUUAAUGGUAUUAUUACGGAUGACAUCUCCAAGCAGCUGCAAGAUGUUUCCUCUCAGAUCAGUUCGCAGUUAGAUACGCUUAGCCGUCAGGUAGUGAUUCUUGGUGGACUGGCUGCAGAAGCUCAGAUGGAAUUGCCGCAACAAUUGAGUAAUAUCGAAUCUGAAUUGAGCAAAGAAAUUGAGCUUAUUAAGCAGCAAAUUAUUAGUGGAAUUACGCUUUGUAUAAAAAAUAUUCUCGGAGAGAAAAUUAAAAACAAGCUUCAAUGGUUUACUGGUAAAGUUGCUAAAAACGAUAACGGUGAUGAUGGUCUCCUUGAUUUGGUCGUUUCAGGCGUGCAUACAUUUGCGGACAAAUACUCGAACAAAAGCAAUUUUGAAAAGGAUGUUUUGCCAAUAUGGAUUGCAAACAUUUUGGAGGCGGAGCCAGUGAGAGGUUAUCUGGACAAAUAUGUCGGAGAUAAUGGGAUAGAAAAACUUAAGGCGCCGUUUAACACUAGAGGAAACAAUGGAAUCAAUGCAAAGCUCAACGAAAAAAUCAAAGAGCAGAUGGUUUUAAAACUCAGUGAUAACGUCACGGAACAAGCUACAUCUAUCCUUCCAUCGAGGCCAAAUGAGAGCAUCGCAGACAAACUCUGUGACGUUCAGAAAUUGUGCAGUAAAUUCGCCGAUGAGCUCAGUGGAACGCUGCACCCUGAUAAACUUAAAGAAAAUGGCAACAUUUUUUCUACCUUAUACAGGGCUAUAGAAGGUGACGUUAAAAAAGGUACUGAAUCCCCGAAUAGCUUUCAUCUUAUCAAUGCUCUUCACUCGUUAUUCCCAGCGCUUGUUUCAGCUGCGAGGCACGUUGCUAAAGAACUCGAAUCUUUCACCGACGGGGGACCUAUAAACCUGGGCAGAAAUGUCAUAUCGGCUAUAGAAAGGGUGAAGCAGCUUGGCAGCACUCUUGAGAAAGAGAUUCAAAAGACAGAUCGUACACACUAUGAUAUCGCUGACACACUUGGCAAGCAAAUGAAGGACGAGCUCGGUGCAGCGGCCACCAAAGUCAACUUCAACGGCUCCCUUAAUCCGCUGGUCAAUGCAUCAGCUACGAAAGGCAUCGAAGUGUUGAAUGCAAAAAUAAACAGCAUCAUACGUGAUAAACUUGAUGAUAUUAGUCCUUCUAUUCGAGGCCUAAUUAAUAGGCUAAAGAACCCAGGCAACAGGGUGGGCAAUGUCCGACAACUAGUCGAUGAUUUGCAGGGGAAAAUCGAUAAUCUCAAAUCUUCGGUGAGCGGUACUGAUGCCAUAGCGAAUGGUUACAUUAAGGAUCAAGUGAGUUCUGUAAGUCAGCGUGUUGCCGACCUUAAGUUAAGAGUUACGGCUAUUAAUGAAGCAAUCGAGAAGUUUGACACAGCGCUUCGAGAUUCGCUAACUAAUGCCACUAAUGCCGUUAACACUACGCGUCAGCAAAUGAGUGACCGUAUUGACGAACUGGAGGGGCAACUCACUCAGACUGCCAAGGAAGCAUUCGCCACCGUCAAAAGUGCAGUGCAAUCGAUGUUCGCCGAGGGCCACAAGGCGGACUUGACAGCUCUACAAGGAUUGGUGGACAAGCAGAAAAAAGCGAUCCGGAAGCUCAUUGACGCGGACAAAGAGAUCGGCCUGAAAGGCCUGUUACAAGCAAUGUACACAGACGAAGGAAAUGAAAUAAAGAAAUUACUACUUGACAGCGUUAGCGAUGGUGAGAGGUUUAAAAAGUUAUGUGAGAAGUUCAACGCGUAUUUAAGACUCAUCUUCACAUACAUCACGGCACAGGUCACAACUACAAGUGCGUCGCCAUCCUCCGCCUCAACCAAAGAGGUAACCAAAUCGCUAAGUAACGUGCAAGGUGCGAUUGACAUUUUGCUUAGAAAUCUGACAACAUCAAAGCACUUUGAUAACAUUUUCGUUAAUAAUCUGCAAUCACUGUGCAACGUACUUAUCAAAUUUAUGCCGUCUCACUUUGCCGGGGCGCCUAACCCUAAGCUGCUGGACGUGAUAAAGAGAGGGAUGAAAACCUUGUAUGAGCAGCUUGAUGUGGCGUACGUGAGUGCGUACUCUGGUGAUUAUUGGAGCAAGAAAGACGCCCAGAAGUAUGCAAGUGUCAUUCUGAGCUUCUUGCCCAUUAUAUAUGGUGACUUGGGUACGGUUAAUAAUUACUGUCGCGAGGAAUGGAAAUAUCAUACGGUGAAAGAAACUAAUGGUCUGAAUGAAUGCUUGACGCGCUGCGGUUAUGCAAGUUUUGCAAACCAAGAUUCAAAAGGCGGCGAGUUGAUAUUGCCUUUGAACAAUCGCAGAGGUCAGACAAUUCAUGCUAAACUGAAACCACCGCUCACAGGAUUCACCAACGAACAUCUGUCCACGUGUUCAUCGAAUACAUCGAAUAUACAAACUGGCUUCAAUAUGUUUGACAUUAUCGAUUGUCUCAUUUACCAUCUCAAACAAUAUUACAAUGUAUGCCAUUUGAACCUUUCAAAAUCAAAAUUCCAUCCCUCCACAAUUCGUGGCAUGCUCUCAUGGUUUGGUGGCUUACCGUAUAAUUCAGUGUUCACUAAAGUUAAUGGGCACUUUAAAUCUUUAGCCGCCGAAGAAACGACACAAAAAGACAUCAGGAUUAAGGAAUGCCUUGAUAAUAUUCCCUUCUACUUAACCUCCGUAUCCUAUGAAUGCAAUCAUCUUCUCACAACUAUCCAGGGGCACGGUAGCGGCUUCGGCCAGGCUGCGUAUCCCUACGCCUGCAAUUUCCUAGACAAUUCGCAAUGUUUCGUUUAUCCGUCCGACAUUUCUAGCUUAUUAGAUAUGCUUACGGAAAUAUGUGCUCGUUUGUUAUCUUCACUCUACUUCCUGUAUAGCCGAUGUCGUACACCAUCCCAGGUACAUGGGUGGCGUGAGUGCUGGUACGGUAAGAGCAUCGAUAGCUUCGACUGGGAUUGCAACAAACAUUCCGCUGAUGCUCCUAAUUGCCAACCGAAAUCUCCAUUACAAGCGCACCUAAUGGACGGUCUACCCAGCUGCCUACCACAUAAAUUGACAUCCGUCGGCUGCAAAGCCGAAUGCAAUACGUGUCCUAAAGGCUCACCGGGUCAGCAGUGUAUGACUCCUAUGGGCUUCUGGGAUCUGACAGACGCAGCCACUGUAUUUGGUACAGGAAAGGAAAUAUCGAACCUGCUGAAAAGUUUUUGCGGAAACGCGGAUUCACCUCUGCCAACUCUGUUUCGUUAUCUUAAAACCAUGAACCCCUCACCUCCGAAGAAUUUGGGUGACAUGUUGUCUUUGUAUUGCCAACUCUUUCAAGAACAUAACGGGAAAUACAUGGAUAACACUGCGCUCAAAAAGCACUUGGUCGACGUUACAAUACCAGGGUGCUUCCCACUUCCGACCUUCCUGCAUGGAGAUUAUCCUGUGUCUAAAUUAACAGACGCAGUGCAAAACGUAUACAAUUCAGGAAGUGGCCACCCUAAGCCAACGGUAAAAGACGCCAUAACUCCCGGUCACAAGGAUUUGUUAAGUCUAGUUACUAAGUCUUCAUGCGACUCACCUAACCUAUGCGCCCCUUACCUCCAUCCCCUCUGCAAAAAUGCAUACCAUACCUUUCCCACGAAGCACGCAAAUUUGUAUUUCUCAUGGUGCACUUAUCUUGCCUGGGAGUUCUGGAAUUUACUUGACGAAUUACUCAACGCAUUCAAAAACAUGUCGUGCCAAGCGUACGGUUGUUCAUCAUGCAACUGCUCGUCUGGCAAGCAUGGAGUCUGUGAAGCUAAUCCAACCGGACCAGCCAAACCCACUAAACCAAGUUGCCAUUGUACAUCCAUCGUUGGCUGCAAAGGUGUCUUGUCGUUAUUCAACAAAUACGGGCUUACCUUCCGUAUACCCGGAGAGCUGACCAAAAAUGAUAAUAAAAGAACGUGUGAAAACUUCGUCAAACAAAUGACAAAAGUGUUGUACGAUGGACACUUCAGCACCUUGUUUGAAGAAAUAGAUAAAUUCAUCUUUGCCAUCAGACAGCCCUUCAUCUGGCUGAACGUCGCCCUCUGGCUCCUCUCCUUCCUCUACCUCCUCCACAUCAUGGUCAUCCGCCUCGACCUGCUCCACAUCAAAUCGCAUCUACAUAGUCCCUCGAGUCAUCGCAUCGCUGCUCAGUCACUACUUGCUGCCGCACGCGUUAACAAAUUGGGGAAAGUGUUUUAUCUGCAACCAUAA
This is a messenger RNA of Babesia bigemina, 5172 nucleotides long. RefSeq lists its product as hypothetical. The record is from RefSeq and is a predicted model, not a curated record. NCBI's taxonomy places the organism in Eukaryota, Apicomplexa, Aconoidasida, Piroplasmida, Babesiidae. The transcript has a single exon. The coding region runs from base 1 to 5172 and encodes 1723 amino acids.